AUGUCGGCUAAUGAAUACCGAUGGAAGGAUAGGAGUGGCGAGCAUUCGCCUACUUUGGACCAUGUUUGGGAAAAGAGCUGGCUGACAGAAUUUUUUAACCAACUGCUCGUCGAGGAAUCAGAACCAUUAUUGACUAAUGCACAAGACGGAGCAUCCAAGAUCACCUGCCUGGAAUUCAAGCGUCAUAUUUUCAACGCUCCUGAAAAUGGUCGCGGGGACAGAAAUUUGCUUGAGGCUGUCUACGAGGCCUUGCCCUCGGAGUAUAACGUGGAUUUCAUCGGAAUGACACAAUUCCUGAACCAGUUUGCAAAGGGAUUCUUUUGGGGCGCCAAUUUUCAGCAAGUCGUCGAACGAGCAUUGAAAGCUUCCAUUCGGGGCCCAUUCCACCGAAUUGCAAUUCCCACUUUGAAUAAAGAGUUAGACGUACUACAACGAAUUAAUCUGGCAGUAAAGAUAAUUAAUUUGCCAGUUGCUAUCGAAAUGGCGCAAAAUACUAACAAGAGAAUUUACCUUGAACUCCGAAAGCUUGACCAGCACCUAGCAGCUGAGACGGGACUAGAGGCCUUCGCAAAAGGAUUUUUUGCCCCGAACUUUCGGACGUUCAUGGAUGACUAUAUUAACCAUCCAACCAAUGGGGCGAAAGCAGUAUUUCUGAAUUCUGCUUUGUCUCUCAAAUCCGACUUAGAAGAAAAACUGGAAAAAGUCAAGGUUUUGGCUCAAGGUUUCGAUGAAAGUGAUUCAAAGUACCAAGAAAUCAUGCAAAAGUGGCAGGUGUACAACACGCUGGGACACGCUGCUUGGACAAUUGAGCUUUCUUGGGUUUGGCCAACAUGCGGUGGUAACGCGCGUAGAGACGGCUCAGAACCAGACUUGUGCGAAUUACCUCCUUUGGAAACCACCUCGCAAAUCACGUCUUCCCUGUCCACAGAGUCAGCCAAGACCACCACGCCGCCGUCGGUGUCCAGCGUGCCCACAACGCUAUCACAACCUCACAUAUCACCAAUGGAUGCGUGUGGUACGCAGCAGUGUGGCACCUUAAGCUGUCCUGAUGGACGGGUUGGCGAUUGUAUGGUCCUACCAAUGGGCCGAGGUUAUGCUUGCGGAUGUCAGCCCUACACAUGGACGGAGCACUACCAGUCGAUUACGAGCACUCAUUCGGCUCCAUCACCAACGUCGACAUUGGAAUCCCCCUGCGACAUGAACCAGUGCUCUACCAUCAAUUGUCCAGAUGGACAAGCUGGCGAAUGCAUGGUUCAACCGAUGGGUCGAGGAUAUGCUUGCGGAUGCCAGCCUCGUACUUGGACAGAGAUGUAUUCAUCAUCCAGCAGCAGUAGCGUCCCCCAGGUGGCUUCCACAAUUAGGCCUAACAAGCCUACUUGUAUGACAAAUGAGGACUGUAGAGGUUGUGGAACUGACGAGAUUGGGGAAUGUAUCCCCCUCCCGAUACGAGGGCCUUCCCUUUGUGUUUGUCUGCCAAAGAUAAGAAGUUCACGUCCAAUGACAAGCUCUUCGCUGGCCGCGACAACCACAGCCCCUCCACCUCGGUAUACUGGACUCUGUAACACCCAGGGCGAGAGGUUCGACAAGAGCCAGGCCUCGAAGUGGGUUAAAGAGUUUUGCGAAGAUGCUCACAAGAACAAAUGGAGCAAUAAGUGGUUUUAUGACAGAAAAAACAGAAAAGUUGAGACCAAGGGUAUAAACAUUUACAACAAGCUGGAUGAAAGAGAAUUCUCCUAUACAUUCACUAUCGAGGUCCUCAGACGCUCCAACGAGAGGAACAUAUUUUGUGAGGCCGAAGGGGAGGGUAGCAACCCACAAUCGGCCUUGGAACUCUUGCAAAAGAAUCCCAGCGCUUGCGAGGAACAGUUUGGUAUACUACUUGAUUGUAAGUCAUGA
Molecule: messenger RNA, 1896 nt
Organism: Colletotrichum truncatum
Lineage: Eukaryota; Fungi; Ascomycota; Sordariomycetes; Glomerellales; Glomerellaceae
Source: RefSeq, a predicted model, not a curated record